AUGAGCUUCUUCUUCGCAACACCUCCAGAUGGAGCGAGACCCUACACGUAUCAUCGCGAGACGCCGGAGGAUCUGACGGCGCCCAGGGCCAUCUCGACACAGCAGACAGCGCGUUCGAGCCCGCAAAAUGGAUCGUCAACCGCCAAUUCUGCUUCCAAUCCAGUGUCGAGGGUUAACUCUUCUUCGGCGCCGCCAAUACCCAGGAGGAACAUUGUGUUCCCAGACCCUGUCGCAUUCAGGUACCUUGAAGAGGAACCGUGUGUCGCAGUUGUCGAGCGUCGGGGAACGCUGCGUGGCUACGAACUCUAUCUCGUCGAACAGUGGGCCUGCUCACGGCAGUCGCCCACACUGGUCAUUGUCACCUAUACCGGCGAUGAGGAGCAUUCGGUGGUAGUCGGGGUACUGUCGGUGCCUGUCGAUGAGGCUCUGUGGUCUACUAAACUACGCGUCUACUUCAAAGCCACCCGACAGUACCUUGCCCGCCCCAAGGGCACGCAGCUUGGGGAGGUCAUGGUCACAAACCUGAGUAGCUUCCCCUCGGCUCUCACAGUCAUCCCUGUCCCGGAUGGCGACAUCAGGAAGCACCGGCUUGAGUUCAUCGUCAACGAAAACCUUAAGCGCAUGGGCUGCUCGGGUCGCUCGGGGUUGACGCUCAGCGAACCUGCGGAGGGCACACGGACCAAGUUCCUGUCACUGUACAAGGUCAGCGACAAGAUCCCCUUGCCCACGGCGGUUACAGAACUUGUCAAGCUUUGCCAGGUGGCUCUGUACAUGUUCGAGAAACUAGAACCGGAGUACAUUGAUGGCUUGCUUUGCGACGUGACCGAGAGGGCCAUUGGAAACUGGUGGACAGAGGUUGGGGCGGAGCAUUACAAUUUCGAGCCAAACGACGGUGUCCUGGGACCUACGACGGUUGCUGCUCUUCUUGGGAUGCUGAUGGGCGCAAGAAAUCGACUAUACUGGUAUGGGUGCCCAGUAGCAAAGGAUGCCUUCGACAUUGAAUGUCUGAAGCGAGGCAUUGGGAACUUUCAAAAGUCCUUCAAAAUUGACAAGACACGACGACUCGAUCGCCAGACGCUCGUCAAGCUUCAUAAUUGCACCGCCAAGGCCGCAGCUGGGGAGGGCUGGGGCGUUCAAAAGGCUGUCAAGUCGCGAAUGAAAGAGAUUGGCGGUAAUCGCGGCGAAAUCGUCAUGGGAAUGGUGUCCGGCAAAGACAAGGGUGGGAUGGCAGAUAUUGAGACCUUGGACCUCGAGCAGUUCAUCAGCUUUGCCUAUGGUGAGCGUGCCAAAUGGCUAUGGUACGGGAAGCCGCGGAGAAUGACCCUGGAUCACCCGGAGGGAGACUCAGAGGGUGUGAACCCCAGCUUCGGCAGGGACGUGAUUAAAGAUGAAUCCCUCGCACGCACACCGACCAUGCAAGGCGAUGAGGAUUUGGACGCCCGGCGGCAGAACGGUUUGCUCAGCGUGCAAUCCGAAAUACAGUAUGGCUCUGCGCUUGGCAACACAGAUAGCCCGGCGGAGAAGGAUGCCCUGAGAAGGAACGUUCUGAAAAGCGUCGCGGGGAAGAUGAGUGAUGCUCGAUCCGGUUUGGGCCGCAUCAAGACUGCCGUGGGCGGCAGCAAGCGUGGACAUGCCGCACGAGCAUCAAUAUCAGACCGUGAGGAUCUGCGGGAGCUUCGUGGCGCGCAGAACACAUCCCUUCCCAACGCAGGGAUCCAAGCAGCAGUGCCAGGCACGCCGGGAUUUUUGGCUCCCGGCAGAGCUUUCACCUGGCAAAGGAAGCCCGGCGAGUACCUGGACGGUUACAGACGUGAGCAGCCGUCAUCGGUAGCCGACCUAACGAACGAGACCCGCGAUCACUCGCCGGCCACGAGCCGCUCCAAGAUUGCCAAGCGGGCACCAAAACUGGCGCUGGAGAAUGAACUUCUCAAUCGGAUCGGAUCAGAGGUUCGAAAUGAUAUGCUACCGGCAGCACCACCGACAGCUGAGUCCCUUCUCGGCGAAGGGGACCUGGAAGGGCCCCUGCUUGACGCUGAGCGACGGAACGAGUCACCCUACCUCAGUAUUGGCCUAUCUCGCCGCCACAGCUUAGAGGUUGCACAACUCAACUUCAAGCACGAGUUGAACGAGGCACGCUGGGCAAGACGAGUGUCGUUCAGCGAGGCGGAAGAAGCAAUCCUCAUGUGGGAAGAGGUUGUCAACCUCGACGAGAACGCCCAACAACUGAAUGAGGUGGAGGCUCUUGCUGAGCUCGCUCGCCAUCUCAAUCAGAGCAUUGAAGAGAUCAAGAUCAAUAUCAAUCCAUGGGUGGAAGAGAAGCUCAAGGCUCUAGCUCUUCUAGACGAGCACUAUGCUCGCGACAAGGACGACCUGCAAAGCCACUACCAACGACUGAACGAGGCCUGUCAGCGAGUUCGCUACAGCUCAAACGAGCUCUUGGCUGAAGAGCGCGCCAGUCUCACGGAAAGCGUCAAAGAGAUUGACGUCCUCGUCGCCCGACUUGACUACGAAAUCAACGCGCUUGUCUCCAAGGCUGUUGAUGUGGAAGACGGCGUGCAAACGUUUGAGCGCCAGGUCGAAGAUUUGGAGCAGCGCGCUGCGGUUCUGAAGACGCAGCUGGAAGCGGAAUCAUGGAUGCAUUGGUUUUUCAGGAGCCUCACUGGCAUAGGCAGUGGUCCUCACAUCACAAGAGGCACAGCUUGA
Emericellopsis cladophorae is the source of this 2703-nucleotide messenger RNA. RefSeq lists its product as uncharacterized. Lineage: Eukaryota; Fungi; Ascomycota; Sordariomycetes; Hypocreales; Bionectriaceae. The coding region runs from base 1 to 2703 and encodes 900 amino acids. The record is from RefSeq and is a predicted model, not a curated record. Gene Ontology annotation, cellular component: Sin3-type complex. The transcript has 2 exons.